AUGGCGGAUGCCCCGGACGCUACCUCCAACACCACGGCGCCGACCCAAGUCGCGGAAGGGCCUGCAGCGGAGCAAAACGGAACCACUGAUAUUGCUAACGGAACAAAAACCGAGGAAAUUGCCGGGACUGAGAAAAGUCUCGAUCUGGCUGAAAACCAGGACGAGGACAGCCGUAACGAAUACAGCAGUGACGACGGAGAUGACGAUAGAGAUCAGUCAGACCGUUCCGGCUCUGAUCGUGAGCAGUCUGACCACGAACUCCCACUAGAUGCUGAAGAGGAAACGCGCAAGAUGGAGAAGCGCGCGCGCCAGUACCUCGCGAAACAGACCAAGCCGGUUGUGAUUCCGUCGUAUGCGGCGUGGUUUGCGCUCGACACGGUACAUGAGAUUGAAAAGCGGAGCUUGCCUGAAUUUUUCGCGUCUGAGUCGCACUACAAAAACCCUGUAGCGUACAAGGAGUACCGCGACUUUAUGAUCAACGCGUACCGCCUCAAUCCGUUGGAGUACCUCACAGUGACGGCCUCUAGACGCAACUUGGCCGGUGAUGUCGCGUCAAUCGUUAGAGUGCACGCAUUCUUAGAGCAAUGGGGCUUGAUCAACUACCAGAUUGACCCGAAAACCAGGCCGAGCUUGGUAGGCCCGCAGUACACGGGCCAUUUCCAGAUUACGUUGGACACACCCCAGGGCCUUGCGCCACUCCUCCCCGAGGUCAAGGCCGAGGCCUCGACCGAAUUCCAGGCGAGCGGUUUUGAGGCGGCGACGGAAGCCAAGACAAGCAGCCCUGAGGCGGACAUCCCGCUCAACCUCGAGCUCCGCCGCAACAUCUACGACACCACCGCAGACGCGAUCGCGUUACGGGAGGAGGACCACCUGCGCGUCUUGGGAAACAAGUCGUAUGUGUGCUACAUCUGUGGCAAUGACGCCACCGAGGUGCGCUACCACAAUCUCAGAUCGAAGAAUGUGGUGUGUCUGAGAUGCUUCGCCGAGGGCAGCUUCCCGGCAAACUUUACCGCGGCUGACUUUGUGCAGUUGAACGUGACGCAGGUACAGGGGAGCAAUGCCAGCUGGACCGAGCAAGAGGUGUUACUCUUGCUAGAGGGGGUGGAGAUGUUUGAGAACGACUGGAGCAAGAUUGCCGGCCAUAUUGGGACCAGAUCCAGAGAACAGACCGUUACCAAGUUUAUCCAGUUGCCGAUCGAGGACCGCUACUUACACAAGAACCUCUCACGUAGCCAUUUCCUGAAGCUCCUGCCCCAGGCGGCGCCCGUGGACACCAGCCAGGCAGUCGUUCAGACUCUUGCGUUCUUGGCCAAGAGUAUCGACAGCGAUGUUGCCGCGCGUGCGGUCAGUGCUGCCCGGACAAAGGUCGACAUCACCACUGAUGAGGAUAUCACCAGAGCGGCGAAGUUUGCCUUGGGCAAGCUUGUGGGCGAAGCCGUCAACAGCUCUGCUGAUGAGGUCAAGACCCAGACCAGUGUAGUGGCGCAGAUCGUGGAGUUGCAGACCAAGAAGUUGGAGAUGAAGAUACAGAAAUUGUCGCUUUUGGAGGACCAUCUUUUGCGCGAAAAAAAUGCCUUGGAGCAACAGAAGAAGCUGGUGGUUGUCGACCGGCUUUUGUUGAGAAAGCAGGCGUUGUCUGUCAAGCAAAAGUUGGUAGCCGCGACCGAGGGGUACGUGCACGGCGAGGCAAACGAGGAGAGCCUCCGGUUGGUGGAAGAGGCAGUCAGUGAGGCUACCGCGCCUGUGCGAGCAGUGCAAUUGCCGAAGGGAAAGAUCCAGGCAUCGGUUAAGAAGAACGCGGACAAGACGGAGGUGUUGGAGGCGGACUUGGAACCGAUCUCGAUUCAGCAGCCAAACUUGUACGAGUUCUGGUCGGGUUAG
Messenger RNA from Babjeviella inositovora NRRL Y-12698, 1881 nucleotides. RefSeq lists its product as uncharacterized. Gene Ontology annotation, cellular component: SWI/SNF complex. Lineage: Eukaryota; Fungi; Ascomycota; Pichiomycetes; Serinales. The transcript has a single exon. Gene Ontology annotation, biological process: positive regulation of DNA-templated transcription. Gene Ontology annotation, molecular function: histone binding; DNA binding. The coding region runs from base 1 to 1881 and encodes 626 amino acids. The record is from RefSeq and is a predicted model, not a curated record.